Rhodotorula toruloides NP11 is the source of this 270-nucleotide messenger RNA. RefSeq lists its product as uncharacterized. Gene Ontology annotation, biological process: mitochondrial respiratory chain complex IV assembly. Lineage: Eukaryota; Fungi; Basidiomycota; Microbotryomycetes; Sporidiobolales; Sporidiobolaceae. Bases 1 to 270 code for a protein of 89 amino acids. The transcript is spliced from 3 exons. Gene Ontology annotation, cellular component: mitochondrion; mitochondrial inner membrane. The record is from RefSeq and is a predicted model, not a curated record.
AUGGCGCCCGCACAGCUCGAGCUGUUCAAGUUCAGUCUCUACGUCUUCCUCCCCGUGUACGCGAUGCUGCACUACGGAGACCCAGACUGGUACGAGAAGUGGAUCAGCCCGCUGCGGCCGGCGUUCAGGAGGGACGAUGCGAAGCAGAUCGAGCCACCGAAAGACUCGGGCGAACUCAAAGCCGAGAUCGAGCGACUGCGGCAAGAGCGACUCGCGAGGAAGGCAGCGCGGAGCGAACACCAAGAGGCGUCGAAUGACCGGCGAGUGUAG